Messenger RNA from Liolophura sinensis, 4016 nucleotides. Its product is annotated as glycerol-3-phosphate acyltransferase 4-like. Lineage: Eukaryota; Metazoa; Mollusca; Polyplacophora; Chitonida; Chitonidae. Gene Ontology annotation, cellular component: endoplasmic reticulum. The record is from RefSeq and is a predicted model, not a curated record. Gene Ontology annotation, molecular function: glycerol-3-phosphate O-acyltransferase activity. The coding region runs from base 125 to 1147 and encodes 340 amino acids. The transcript has 14 exons. Gene Ontology annotation, biological process: triglyceride biosynthetic process.
UCAGCCAUUGAUUCAUCGUGAUAUUGGCGUGUCUGCCAAAGAGGGCAUAAAGUUGAAAGGGCCAUUCUCAUCCUAUCAGGACAACUUGGAGUCAGCUAAGAGAGAAUUUGACCUGUCAGACUCCAUGUACUUCGCAAAAUCUGGAGCGGAGGCAAUCAUUGAAGAUGAAGUCACAAGUUGUUUUUCUACAGCAGAAUUACCGUCAUGGAACUUCCUGACCAGGACCAAUCAAGGCUAUCAGUUUAUUAGUGUACGCCUGACCAUACUCUGGUGGUUAGGAUGUAUAUUCAGAUAUGCCUUUCUCUUCCCGUUCAGAUACUUGUUGGCGGUCAUUGGAGUAGGAUGGCUUAUUAUAUGCACCGCAUUCAUUGGCUAUCUUCCUGAAGGACAACAUUUCCCCCUGGUUGAUAGAUUCAAGAGACAAAUGAACAGUUAUGUGACUUUAAUGUGUUAUCGUAUACUGUCCAGGGCAUGUUCACUCAUCAUUACGUAUCACAAUGAGGAGAAUAAAGCCAAGAAUGGAAUUUGUGUGGCCAACCAUACUUCCCCAAUUGAUGUCAUCGUGUUGUCGUGUGACAACUGUUAUGCCCUGGUUGGUCAAGCCCAUUCCGGGUUUUUAGGAGUGAUACAGCGGGCCAUGGGACGUGCCACUUCACAUAUCUGGUUUGAGAGGUCGGAGAUUAAAGACCGAGAAGCUGUAGCUAAAAGAUUACAGGAGCACGUUGAAGACGAGAAUAAGUUACCUAUCCUGAUAUUUCCUGAAGGCACUUGUAUAAAUAAUACAUCAGUUAUGAUGUUUAAGAAAGGAAGUUUUGAAGUGGGUGGGAAAAUAUACCCAGUAGCAAUCAAGUAUGAUCCACUAUUUGGAGAUGCAUUUUGGAACAGCAGUAAGCAGUCAAUGGUUCGUCACCUGAUAAACAUCAUGACAAGCUGGGCUCUGGUUUGUGAUGUGUGGUACCUCCCUCCCCAGGAGAAGCAGCCUGGAGAAGAUGCUAUACAGUUUGCCAACAGAGUGAAGGCCCUUAUAGCCAGUAAAGGAGGACUUGUUGACCUGGAAUGGGACGGCCAGUUAAAGAGGAAGAAAGCAAAGGAAGAGUGGAAAGAGAAAGCUAAGGAAGAUUAUAGCAAGUUGAUAAAAGUGGACUAAAGAGACCUCCUUACUGCCCGCUCCCUAGGGUGGUGUCUAGACUUGUGCAGCUGAGUGUGAAAGGUUGUGAGAGUUAGGUCACAGCAUGCAGCCCGACUAACAGGGUUACUACUAACAGUACUGAUAAGUGUCUUCUGACCAGUAGGUUAGGAGAAGAAGAGUGACACUGACCAUAGAUAGUUGUCUGGUGGAAAUGUCUACAUGUAUUUGUAUUGUAUUUUUUUCUUCUUGUUUAGAUGUAUCAUGUAUAAAUGCCUGUACAGUGUACAUAAAUAUCAACGAUCUUGUACAUAGAUGUACAGUACAAACAUUAGUUAGACUGAUACUUUCAGCACUGCUUGUUAAUGCUUGUGACAUGUCUCUGUCAGAGGCUUGCUACAUUUAGAGCAAGUCUCUCUGUGUUAUCAUUCAGUUGAAGCCUAUGAUGGUUCUUGAACAUUCGGAAUGCUGAAUAGGCCGGACUCCAGAAUAGUUAUUUUUUAAUGCUGAAAACUUUGAGGGCAAAGUUUUGAAAAUAGUUGUAUCUGUCAUUGUAUUUUUGUGCAUUCAUAUCAUUGUUCAAUGCUAUAUGUAUAGAUGUACAAUGUAAAGUCUUGUGGGUUUAUUCAAACAGCACAUUCAUGUUUUUGCACAAUGAACUUACAUGUUUUUGGGUCAUUACUUGCAUUUGAAAUGCUUUGUGCAUGUAAGUUAUUUUCAUUGUACAUCGUAUAAAAUUCUGCUUGCCAUCAGGCUCUUAUGAAACCUCAUGAAUAUUUCAAGUCACUCAGACAGAAAUGUUUGAUUGUGUGGCUUUGCUGAAGUAUUUAGGAAUGUGAUAAAUUAGACAGGAGUUUGAAAUCUCAUUAACUAUUUGCCAUAAGUCAUCCCUGUAUAGGUAGGUAUUGAAAACUUCUGGAAUCUUUUUUGUGUUACACAUUUAGUUUGAAUUGUGAUGUUUCCCUGUAUAAAGGUAUGUUGUGCUGAAGUUUUUCAUCCUUUAAAAGGAGAUACGUUGCUUCUCUCAGAGAUGUACAGCUGUGUAGUUUGUGAUGAACAACAGCUUCAAGGUGACAUUUUUCAGUCGUACAGUUUGAUGUCUUUUAUGACAUGUUCAUCAAAUCUCAUGUUAAGUCUAAAAAAAUGGCCUCUUCUAAUACUGCUUCUGAAUAUAAAUCAGUUUGUACCAUUUUAUUAAAUAGGACCACUUUUUGUAGAAAUCCUUUUCUUGCUCAGCUUAGAGUAUUGGUGUUAUUGUGUUUGUGUUAUUGUAAAUAUUGUCUCAAGAGACAAAAUGGUUCUUGUUGAAUAUCUUUAUUCAACAGUGAACUGCAUGUACAUAUGUUUUGGGUUGGUUUUAAGCAUACCCGAAGUUAAAGCCUUCGUGGUGAUACAUGGCAUAUAUACUAGAUACUUGUACAGAUGAGAAGUCAAGUUGACAAUUGACUUGAGAUUCUAAACUGUGUUCAUUAUUCAUUUCGUUGUCUUCAGUUUCCUUAGAAAUAAAUGUUUGCAAACAUUGUGGUGUUUUUCGGUAGCCAAAGACAAGUUGUACUCCACACUGUCAUCUGGAUUAUCUAUGUAUAUAGUUUUAUAUAUAAAUGCAUGACGUAUCCUUGAUCAUGUUUUAUGAUGGGAAGGCUUACCUUUGAUUUUUCUUUUGUAUGCCAUAUUGCACUGUACUUCCAUGGGUCACCUUACAUUGUUCUUGAAUGGAUCACCUUACAUUGUACUUUAUUAACUUUCCUUCAUUGUAAUCGCAUAGGGAGUUGCGCUUGUACAUGUUACCUUAAAUUGUGCUUGCUUAACUCUUCUUUCCUUGUAAUUACAUGUCACCUUAAGUUGUGUUUAUAUAUGUUACCUUAGAUUGUGCGUGAUUAAAUUUUCUUUGCUUGUAAUUACAUGUUACCUUAAGUUGUGUUCAUAUAUGUUACCUUACAUUAUACUUUCUCAACUUUUCUGUGUAAUUACAUAUGUGUAGGUCACCUUAAGUUGUUCUAACCUAUGUUAUCUUACCUGGUAUGAGUUUCUUCUUUCAUGGACUACUUUACAGUCUAGUUGCUGUGGUUAAGGUGGCUUAAGGGCACCUGACAAGCGCAUACAUAUACUGAAAACUUAGGACCAGUGUUAGUUAAUUUGUUAACUGCUUGGAUACUGAGAUGCAUGUGAAUCCGUACACUUCCACACACUAGUUUGAAGGCUGCUGAUAGUGAAUGACUCUAGUUAAUCAAGAACAUUACACGCAUGAGGUAUAUAUGUGUUCAUGUCAGCCAUGUUGUUGCCCACUGAAUAAUGUAAGCCACAUGGGAAGGUCUCAGUAAGCUGGCUGUAGUUUAUACUGGGAUAUAAUAAACAAGAUAUUGCCACAAUAUAGCACAUUGUGUAGUAGGACAGAAUAAUCUAAAUUUCAAGACAACACAAUCCAAACUAAAUGUGUAACACUGGAAAUGUUCACAAAUCCUAGUUUUGUUUGGCAUAAAGAUGAAUAAACUCUUACAUGCAUUUCCAAAAAAUAGGGAAUCUGAUCUAUCUUAAAGCACACAAUAUUUGCAGGUUUUGACCACUUCAGUCUCAAAAUGGCUAGCAAAUACUAAUAGUGCAUAUCAGGGACAAAGGCAUCUGAUAUCUUUGACAAGUGAGUAAGACUUUAACCUAAAGUGUUCAUUCAUUCUCUUACUCAGCAGCUCAUAGUACGUUUUUAUUUAAAUGUUCAAUGCUUUGUAUAAGAAUUACUUCAAGAAUAGCUUAAGCCUUUCACUUUUACCAGUAUUGUUCCAAAACCUUUCAUUAUUUGCAUUAUUUGUUCAGGACCCAGUUGUUCAAAGGUGUAUUAAGAUUUAAGGCUAGUAUAAACCAGAAAGUCUAGACUUAAAUCUGUACGAGGCUCAUA